AUGGCCCCAACCAGAUAUGCGGUAGUAGGCACUGGGGGACGCGCUGCCUUCUUCUACAGUGCGAUCGUUACGGACUUCAAAGACACAGCAGAACUCGUCGCAUUUUGUGACACCAACCAAACUCGGAUGGAUGUCGCCAAUAGCCGCGUUCAAGAGUUGGGUUUAUCACCAUUACCGACAUUCCGAGCGGUGGACUUCGAUCGAAUGAUUGAGGAAACCAAGCCCGACACAGUCAUCAUCACGACGAUUGAUCGCGUGCAUCACCGCUAUAUUAUCCGGGCCAUGGAACUGGGUUGCAACGUUCUCAGUGAAAAACCGAUGACCGUGGAUGAGAUCAAAUGCCAGAUGAUCCUUGACGCGGUCAAAACCACGAAUCGGCAACUCCGCGUUACCUUCAAUUAUCGGUAUGCGCCGCAUAAUACCAAAGUCCGGGAGAUGUUGAUGGACGAUGUGAUUGGAAAAAUCACCUCGGUGCAUUUUGAAUGGCUCCUCAACACCCAGCACGGGGCGGAUUACUUCCGCCGCUGGCACCGCGACAAACGCAACAGCGGGGGACUUCUCGUCCAUAAAUCGACCCAUCAUUUCGAUCUAGUCAACUUCUGGCUAGGCAGUCAUCCUCAGACUGUUUUUGCACAAGGUGAUCUACAGUUCUAUGGCAAAGAAAAUGCCGAGAUUCGCGGAGAGACGAAUUUCUAUUCCCGUGCUCAUGGGAGUCCUGCCGCAGCCAAUGACCCAUUUGCGCUCCAUAUGGAAGACCAUCCUCAACUCAAGGCCAUGUAUCUGGAUGCCGAACACGAAGAUGGAUAUUACCGAGACCAAAGUGUGUUCGGGGACGGAAUCAACAUCGAAGACACGAUGGGUGUCUUGGUCCGCUAUCAAUCUGGUGCGAUCCUGACCUACAGCCUCGUCGCCUACUGUCCCUGGGAAGGGUUCCGCGUCUGUUUCAACGGUACCAAGGGCCGAUUGGAGAUGGACGUGCUCGAGCAAUCCUACGUCAACUCAGGCGGAGACCAGAGUCAGGAGGGUGCCGUGGCUCACACGAAGAUCACGGUGCAUCCGAUGUUCGCGCCACCCUAUGAGGUCGCCAUUAUGGAGGGCGAAGGCGGUCAUGGCGGCGGGGAUCCUGUCCUACUCAAUGAUUUGUUUGGCACUCCUGCAUCGGACAGGCUGCAUCGCGCUGCAUCGCAUGUAGAUGGGGCGAUGUCAAUCCUGACGGGCAUUGCAGCGAACAAGGCCAUGCGGACUGGGCAGGUAGUUCAGGUAAAGGACUUGGUACAAUUUUAG
This is a messenger RNA of Penicillium canariense, 1284 nucleotides long. Its product is annotated as Gfo/Idh/MocA family protein. The coding region runs from base 1 to 1284 and encodes 427 amino acids. Gene Ontology annotation, molecular function: nucleotide binding. The record is from RefSeq and is a predicted model, not a curated record. Lineage: Eukaryota; Fungi; Ascomycota; Eurotiomycetes; Eurotiales; Aspergillaceae. The transcript has a single exon.